This is a messenger RNA of Suillus clintonianus, 1712 nucleotides long. RefSeq lists its product as uncharacterized. Bases 78 to 1712 code for a protein of 544 amino acids. The transcript is spliced from 4 exons. The record is from RefSeq and is a predicted model, not a curated record. NCBI's taxonomy places the organism in Eukaryota, Fungi, Basidiomycota, Agaricomycetes, Boletales, Suillaceae.
GAAACGCGCCGGUGCCAGCAGAGGGACGUCUCGAGACUCGAUGGUACCAGUUGUUUUUCGUUUGGUUCUCCCCUUGCAUGAAUAUCUUGGCGUGCGUCUUCACUUUUAUCUUGGUCCUCACGCCAUCCCCUGAAUAUCCAACACCUGCAGAUUCAGUGCCAUCGACCCGACACGGUCGCAUCCUCGACGGCUCUGUCUCCACCCCGAACCUUUCCGCCACAUCACACGGCAAGCAGCCUUCGCAACAGAGCACAAAAUCAACGCCACCAGUAUCAGGUGUCGAUCGCUGGCUAUCCCCCGAGACAUGGUGUGACGCGUUAUUCUUUCCACGUCCGUGCCUGAGGUCUGAGCGCGCACAUGGGCAAUACGGAGGAAGUAGCGGACGAAUCAUCAGUCCACCAAUCACACCUGUCGCUGAGGGUGCAUCACCGCGCCUCAGUCCUGCUAUACGUGGCAGGAGACCACAAGUGUUGUCAGCUACACAUGAUGUACGGAAGGAACACCAUGUUUUGUUGAAAUCCAGGUCGGCCGUUGAUAUCCUGUCUGGCCCCUCUAUAUCUGGCAGACCUCGUACUGCGUCUACGCCUCAACAACGCCCAGAUCCAGAUCCAGACCCAGUUCGGAACACAAGCCCCAAGGAAGAUGAAUCUGUACCGGGCCCAUCGACUGUGCAACAGGAACUCCGUCCGUCAGCCUCUGUGCCAUCGUUGACCCAAGUUCUUGAAGAAGGCGAGGUUCUAGAAGCACAACGAAAACGGUGGCAACACCAGGCGUCGCAUUCUUUUGGGAACAGCCGAACCCGCUCCCUCUCCCGCACUCGUGCCAGGUCAUUGUCACGAAGUCAUAGUCGUCCUGGGCACAAGCAAGAGGGCAGCACGACCCUAGAAUAUCUGGCUGCAUGCACGCUCCUAGGAGCUCAGAGCAUUGCUCCCACCGUCAACGCUGCACGUUCUUCGCACUCCCGAUCUCAUUCCCAUUCUCAUUCCCAAACUCAUUCAAAUUCUCGCGGGCGCUCUAGUUCGUACUCAUUCACGGGCUCACAAUCUCACUCCCUUGCCCUGGGACCAGCGACAGAGGAAACCAACAUUAUUCAUUUGAGUGACCCUGCGGGUGGUUCGCACAACGUAGCUGGUGAGGAAAGCGUCAUCAUCAUAGGGAUUUCUCCAGCCCCUACUACAGCAAGCGGGGAAGGGGUCGGUAUCGCACUUUCGUCCCCCCCUCCUGUCGACGAUCGCUCCAGCCAUGAUCCCGAACUCACGAGCAUGCCCAACCAUCCAUAUGCCACCGGUGCCAUAUACACUCGGUAUACUACCUCCAUCAUCUCCACUUUUUCACCAAGAAGGCUGGCGCUCCCUUCAAACGGUCAUUUUCACCCGCCACCUCCAGCGUGUCCACGGCUAGAACGACAACGGAAACUUGCAGAGGUGCUGCACACACAGGCUGAAGCGGAGGAUCGGGGAGAGGAUGUGGAGCGGCAGAAGAAUUGGGAAUGGACGAUAGAAGAGAACGAGGCGAGGAAGGCACGGAGAGCGGACUAUGAGUUUCAUGGUAGGGGAUUUUGUAGACGAUGCUCACGCGGCUCGACGGCGCUACAAGAACUCUCCGCUACCGCCUUCCCGACCAAGCAUCUUCAACACCCAACGCCGCCACCUCGAUCUCCACGGGACCCGCGCCCUUUUGCAGUGUUUCUUCGUCACGGAUGGCUCACGUAG